AGCGCACGAGGAUCGUCAUCGUCCGGAUAAACGCGCAGCACACCUCACUGAGGAGAAUCAAGACCGAAUCAAAGCUCGAGAGCGACUGCAGGACACGAGGAAGUGAAGUAACUCGUGUGGAUCCUCUAGACGCGCCAUUCUCUCGCUUCACAGACAACAUAUUUUUGAAUGUUGACUUCUGCUGUACAAGACUAUAGGUGAUAUAAAGAAGAAGGUGUGUGAUGAGAUGCUAUCUGAAAAACAUCCUCCUCCUAGCUGCUGGUCUUUUCAUUUUGACCAGGGUCUACAUCCACACGCGGGAAGCAGAAUCAGGAAGCCUCGAGGGGUCGUCACUGACCUGGAUCUGGGAUAAGGAGACUUGGAUGGAAGAUCUUAAAGGCCAUUACCUGCAUUUCAAUGUUUCCAUUAAAGUUUUGGCAGGAGUCUUCCAGCAGUCCAAGAAAUACCUGACAGUGGGCCUCUCAUCUGUGAAGAGGGAAAAGGGCAGUUAUCUUCAGGACACUCUUCAGUCAAUCUACUCUGCCUCCUCAGAGGAAGAGCUGGAUCAUAUGGUCGUCGUUGUCCUUCUUGCUGACUUUGAUGUGAGCUGGAUCCAGCAGACAUUGGAGAAGAUUACAAAUGAAUUCCACACGCGGCUGUCCAAGGGUCAACUUCUUGUCAUUCAUGCCAAUGAAGACAACUAUCCUCCCCUCACAGGACUGAAGAGGAACUUCAAUGAUGCUUCUGAGCGCGUGUCCUUCCGUUCGAAGCAAAAUGUGGACUACUCCUAUUUGCUCCAUUUUAGCAGUAAUCUCUCCCAAUACUAUGUCAUGCUGGAGGAUGACGUGAGCUGUUCGAAGAACUUUCUCUCCAGUAUACGUGAGCACAUCCAUUCAAUGAGCAACUCAAAGUGGGUCACAUUGGAAUUCUCCAAGUUGGGCUACAUUGGAAAACUCUAUCAGUCCAGAGAUCUGCCCAUUCUGGCCCGAUUCAUUUAUAAUUUCUACCAAGAGAUGCCCUGUGACUUCCUGCUGUCGCAUUUUCACAAAUUGUUGAUGCAGGAUGAAGUCAUUCGUUUCCGCCCAUCUCUGUUUCAGCACAUGGGCACUUAUUCAUCAUUUAAGGGGACGUUCAAUCAUCUCAAGGAUGAGGACUUUGUUGAAGAAGUUGCUGAUAACCCUCCAGCAGACAUUAGCACGAAUAUUGAAACUUAUCAGACGAAUACAGUCGACAAAGCUUACAGCCAGGGCUUAGAGUAUUUCUGGGGUGUAUCACCUAUUGUCCCAGAAAACUACAUUUUAGUGGUCUUUCAUGAACCUGUUCUCAUCUCACGUGUCCAAAUACAUACAGGAUUGGAUGGGAAAGAUGAGCUGGCCAAUGCUGAAGUGGAACUCGGAAAAACGCUGGUGAAAAAGGAGUCGGAGGUGGAGUGUUCCGGAUUUGACAAGCUGGGUGCUUUUCAGCAAGGCCAGUUUAAUGAACCAGCAGUCCAGAAACUUGUGCCGGCAACCGUGGCAUGUCUACGAAUCCGAGUCACUGCAGCCCAAACGAGCUGGGUUGUUGUACGCAAGAUCCAGGUUUGGAUUGUUAAAGCUGCCGAAACCCUCUGAAAUAUUUCUGGUGUGAAUUCCUUAUCAUUACUUACAAAGGCAUGAAUUCUUUAAAAUAGGCAUGUUUAGUAAUCUCUGUGUGAGGAUACAAGCGUGAGGGAAUGAUAGUUAAACUGCAUAAAAUAAUAUUAUAAAUAACCUUAAAAUAAGAUACAUUUACUUUGGCAUAAUAUAUUUUCUUUAGGAAGCUAAAUUUAAAUUACAUUUA
Carassius carassius (crucian carp) is the source of this 1797-nucleotide messenger RNA. Its product is annotated as alpha-1,3-mannosyl-glycoprotein 4-beta-N-acetylglucosaminyltransferase C-like. Gene Ontology annotation, molecular function: acetylglucosaminyltransferase activity. The record is from RefSeq and is a predicted model, not a curated record. NCBI's taxonomy places the organism in Eukaryota, Metazoa, Chordata, Actinopteri, Cypriniformes, Cyprinidae. The transcript has 4 exons. The coding region runs from base 222 to 1589 and encodes 455 amino acids. Gene Ontology annotation, biological process: protein N-linked glycosylation.